AUGUCUUCGGCAAGUAAUGACACAACACUUCUACAUUCUUCUUCUUCCAACUCUUCUUUAAACGUUCCCCCUGCAGAAAAUCCUGCUAUAAUUCUCGAAAAGUAUAAAGGAAAAAAAGAUAUAAACAAAGGUAACGCUCCGAUCCUAAAACAACCCUUUUUCAAAAUAACCGCAUCUAAUAAAUUUCAAGUCGUGAUCCAAUUUUUAAGAACUCAGCUUAAUUAUAAAGCAUCAGAUCCUUUGUUCUUGUACGUAAAUAGUGCUUUCUCUCCGGCUCCUGAUGAGAUUGUAUCAAACUUGCAUAAGUGUUUCAGCACAGAUGGUCAUCUUAUAAUAAAUUAUUGUACAAGUGCUGCAUGGGGUUAG
Scutellospora calospora is the source of this 366-nucleotide messenger RNA. The record is from the annotation of a GenBank genome assembly. NCBI's taxonomy places the organism in Eukaryota, Fungi, Glomeromycota, Glomeromycetes, Diversisporales, Gigasporaceae.